This is a messenger RNA of Dissoconium aciculare CBS 342.82, 3997 nucleotides long. RefSeq lists its product as uncharacterized. Gene Ontology annotation, biological process: transmembrane transport; monoatomic cation transport; intracellular calcium ion homeostasis. The record is from RefSeq and is a predicted model, not a curated record. The coding region runs from base 486 to 3773 and encodes 1095 amino acids. NCBI's taxonomy places the organism in Eukaryota, Fungi, Ascomycota, Dothideomycetes, Mycosphaerellales, Dissoconiaceae. Gene Ontology annotation, molecular function: monoatomic cation transmembrane transporter activity. The transcript has a single exon. Gene Ontology annotation, cellular component: membrane.
CGCUACAGUACUGUAAGUGGUAUAUACCUGCAGGUGGUGAUAUGCACGAGGUGAGGUGACCUUCAAACCACCGCCCUGGACUCUGCUGUGUCGCCACAACUCAACUGCCCAGGCGCCCACGUCUCUCCUUAUUAUAUCCAAGACCAAGUCUUCGCUACCUAGUACCUUUGGGCCCCCGAUCCCGAUCUUCAGAACUCACACGACUAUCCGAGGAGCAGCGUUUCAUUCUUUGUGGCUGUGCAGCGCCGCCACUCUUGAACGACAUCAUUUGCACAAUUGCACAAGCCGUGCAGUAUACACACGAUCUACAAAACACUUCACGUUGCUGUGCAUCUCUGUCUUUGCAAUCUCCAGGUUUAACCGUUUUAAGGCUCGGCGCAUAUUCCUACAAACCAUAUCCGGCGGUUUUCGUACGGAAAGAUGCGUUUGGACGCUGGUGUGAAUCUUGACGCACUCUCUCCGCAAGCUCGCGCGACAUCUCCGUGAUGGAUUUCACCAUGCACCAAACCCCUCGUCUACGCGCGACAAGAUCGAUGAGCGACGUCGAAGUGCGACGCAAACCUGCCGGUAAACUUCCCAGAUAUCGCGCUGCUCGGGCAUUCUACGUCACCCUGGCUCUUGGAAUCAUAUUUGCUGGUUUCGCCAUCCGAUCCCAUUUCUCCCUUCCAUACCAAGAGCACAAUUAUUCCGGUUCCUCACUCCAUGUCCGCUCGCUGGAAAGUCUUUCGCGCGAGGACCUUGUACGCAUUCGAGACAGCGACGAUGUUUGCCGCCGAGUCAACACCAUCGCGGUCGACGAGCAAUGUGCCUUCAUUCGUCGACAUUGUCCGACAGACGAAGGCGCUUUCUCUGUCUGGCUCGAGCUCUACUACUGCCGCUUCGCUCAUGUGAAACCGGUCCCCUUCAUCAUACUGAUGACAUGGCUGGGUCUGCUCUUCUCAACCAUUGGCAUAGCUGCUAGUGACUUCUUUUGCGAAAACCUGGAAACUAUUUCAGCCAUCCUCGGUCUGAGCGAAAACGUCGCGGGUGUGACGUUUGUUGCUUUCGGGAACGGUAGCCCUGAUGUCUUCUCCACCUUCGCUGCCAUGAACGCCAACAGCGGCUCCCUGGCGGUUGGCGAACUGUUCGGGGCUGCCGGUUUCAUCACGGCCGUGGUUGCAGGCUCCAUGGCUUUGAUCCAGACUUUUCAGAUGCCGCGAAGCGAUUUCCUCCGCGACACCGGCUUCUUCACCCUUGCCGCCAUGUUCAGCCUGUACUUCUUAUGGGAUGGGAAACUCCAUUUAUGGGAAUGCAUCAGCAUGGUUGGCUUCUACAUCUUUUACGUCAUUGUCGUCCUGGUUAUGGGCUCGUGGAAGGCUCGAAAGAAGGCGCGCAAGGCAAAGGAACACGCUGCUCGAGGUCACUUCAUCUUGCCUGAAGACGAUGACGACCCCGAGGCCCAAGAGCCGUAUCAUGAUGAGCCGAGCGAGCGCGGAAUCUCGCGUCAUCAAAGCUUCGGCCUCAAUUCUAUUGAAGAUUGGUCCGCUCUUGAAAGAGGUUCUGAUCCUGCGCAGGUAGAGGAAGACGAGGCCGAGGAGGCGCGUGACCGGCUCAAGAUGAGUACCGUGGCUCACGAGAUGCGUCUCAAGCGACCGACGCGGCGGACUCGCAGCAGUACCGCGACACCCAUAAGACCUUCACUUGUUGGAGCUCUGGAGUUCCAGUCGGUCCUGAAAUCUCUGAAAAGAGCACAGAACCACCAGACCAUCGCGAUGCAUUCCAGACGGUUCUCUGAUGAUCCUACAUAUGUGCUUACGGACGUGGAUCAGCUAUCGACGGCAUCUGACCCUGCAUCGAGAUCACAGUCGAGCGUACGAUCAAAUCCGGAUCACCAUCCUCGAAUCCCGCGAGGCCAUGCUGCAACUUUGAGCGUGCCCGACGUCGGUCCCAGGGGAAGAAUGCGGGCUGUCUCCGCCAACGAUGCUGCGGGAUUACACAUCGAUGCAGAUUUACAGAGAUACAGUCCAGGCCAAGUGCAAGACCGACAGCGCGAAUAUCAGGCAAGCGAGGAUGACUUUGCACUUGCCUCUACAUCUUCGCUACACGACGGUUCCGAGAGCGUCUUGGACCGGCCGAUUUCCUUGACGUUGAAUGUUGAGUCCGCUACUCCCAGAGAACAUCUACCAAUCGCACUCACCGAAAGUCCUGGUCCUAUGACCCCGAUAAAUCAUACAUCAUUACUACAGCCUAUCAUUCCACAAAUGCAUACGGAGCAAGAGAACCCAGGCCAGCGGCACGGGCAUCAUCUUGGACAUCGCCGCACAUCAUCAGCACACCGUAGCCUUGAAGUGCCUAUUAUCGUAGUGCCCGACGAGAAUGACGAUACAGAUGCGAGAGACCCUUUUCCAAGCUACAGAGAUUCUCCGACGUCGUCAAUAUCCGGAGGCUCGAGGUCACCUAUGAGCACAAGACCUCCUAGUAUACACAUUGCCAGUCCACUGGGGCCAGUCAGUUCCCCGGACUACUUUUCGGACUACCAGGCUAGGCCAUGUGAGGCAAGCGAGAAACGCCUCAAAUGGUGGCCUUACAGCGUGCUACCCCCUCCUAAUAUCAUCUUGCAUACUCUCUUCCCGACCGUCGCUCGGUGGCACGAUCGCUCAAUCUGGGGCAAACUCAUCGGUGUUUCCGCCUUGCCGAGCGUGCUCCUGUUGACUCUGACCCUACCAGUGGUGCCUGUGGAUGACAUGACGGAGAAGGACGACGCGCCACUUCUUGGUGGAUCUGUUCAUUGGUCAGGCAAGCCAUCUGCAGAAGCGAACCCGCACAUUCCUUCGUCAGCUGGCCAUCCUACAAAGAGCGACACAACGAAACCUCUAAUAGAGGUUGAAGACAACAGCCGCCCAGAUAUUACGAACUCACGCCUAGAUUCAACGCAAGGGGAAUUACGCCCCUCCGUAGCUGUCUUGGGUGCUAUGGUCACUGAUUCGCAGCACCCAACCCCCGAAACAAGACUGCCACCUCCUCACUACGAGGACCAUGAAAGCCCUCGUGUCUGGAAUCGCUGGCUUCUGAUAGUGCAGCUCUUCCUGGCUCCACAAUUCAUUCUUGUCGCCAUAUACCUACAAGCUCCAUCGGAGCUGCCACUGCGCUGGCUGAUCAGGCCCAGUCUCAUCUCUCUCCUCGUCAGCUUGGCGCUGUUGAUUCCACUGCUCCUCACCACCACACCGACACACAAGCCUAAGGCGUACCAUAUUAUCCUCAGCAACGCCGGCUUUGUUGUCAGUGUCGCCUGGAUCUCUACCGUCGCCAGCCAAGUCGUUGACAGUCUCAAGGCUCUAGCAGUGAUUUGCAAUAUGUCUCAUGCCAUAAUGGGUCUGACCAUAUUUGCCGUCGGAAACUCGCUCGGUGACCUGGUUGCGAACGUGACCCUAGCCCAGCUGGGACGUCCCGUCAUGGCGCUAUCGGCAUGUUUCGGUGGCCCGUUGCUCAACAUCCUACUUGGCAUCGGCCUCUCGGGCUCUUAUAUUCUCAUUUCUGGCGCCGAGCGCCGACACGAGAAACACCCCGACAAGCACCUCAAGUUCAAGACAUUCCACAUCGAAGUGGAGCGUACCUUGAUCAUUUCCGGCUUCACGCUUCUACUGACGCUGGUUGGGCUCAUGAUUGCCGUUCCGUUGAACCGGUACCAGUUUGGCAAACGAAUUGGCUGGUGCCUGAUCGCGUUGUGGACCAUCAGUACCAUCAUCAAUGUCGGCAUUGAGGUCGCUGGUUUGAACAACUUGGAUCGCACAUGAUCGACGUGAUGGGCAGAGGGGUGGUAUCGACAGCAUAUAACGGCUGCCGCAUUGUUCGCUUCUUGAUGUUGCAUAGCGGCCCGGCGCAUUUGGGUGUCCUCUUGUCUUGCAUUUGAAUUUCCUGGGUUAUUGUUCGAUUCCCGCCGUAGUAUAGCUAUCAUAUACCUUCCGUAUUAUUACAACUCUCACGAACACACUCUGACUCCUGUGUAUCGUGGCGCCUC